GUUGUUAUCUCUUCCCCCCCGACAAUGUGCUCCCAGGAGUGGCACUUCCUCCACAGAGCUGGAAAUUUCAUGGAAUAGCCUUCCCUGCUGGGAGAAUUCCAGCCGGUUUUCCAAACUCUUCCUCACCAAGGCCCCUCUGGACAACCUCCCUCCUCCCUGAGUUUGUUUAUAUGCUUUGAAUCCCGUUAGGAAACCAUCUCCCUCCUUCAGCGCUGGUUUAUCCAAGUUUCCAUAUUUAGUUCUUUCAGCUAUUCCUGUUCCUGAACCAGCUUUCCUGCCGGGACCUGCUGCAUCCCAGUUUUUCCCUCCAGCAGCUGCCACGGGAGGGAAUUAUCCCACAUCCUCCCUGCACCGAUGGAUGCUUGCACUCACUGAGCCACCCCGAUCCCAAAUCUCUCCCCAGGCCCUAAUCCCGAGAUUUGGGAUGGCAGCCCGAGGUGCUGCCCAUGGGAUGGGGAGCUGGGAAUUGCGGGAUUUUAGGGAGGGACAGAGUUAAAGGCGGUGAAGGAGGCUUUGCUCCUGGCACGUGGCUCCAUGUCAGCCGGCAGAGGCAACGCAGGGAGAGCGCCGGGAGGGAGGAAUUCACCCCGGAGGAAUUCACCGGGAGCAGGGAGACGCUGCCUGGAGGGAAAUCGGUGCUUGGAUCCCGGCAGCCAAGCUGAUCCCGGGCAGCAGAGCCGGUGCCGGUGCCGGCGGGCGCGCUGACCAUGUUCAACGGGGAUGCCAGCUCCUCAUCUGCCAGGAAUGUGGUGCGCAGCUCCAGCAUCAGCGGCGAGAUGUACAGCCUGGAGAAGAGCGCGCGCGGCAGCGCCGACUCCGUCUCCGUCACCGUCACCGCCAGCAAGAAGCGACGCUCCAGCCUGGGCGCCAAGAUGGUGGCGAUCGUGGGGCUGUCCCAGUGGAGCAAGAGCACCCUGCAGCUCAACCAGACCGAGGGGGGCCCCAAGAAGCUGCGCAGCACCAUCCGCAGGAGCACCGAGACCGGCAUCGCCGUGGAGAUGAGGACCAGGGUGACCCGGCAGGGCAGCCGGGAGUCCACGGACGGCAGCACCAACAGCAACAGCUCCGACGGCACGUUCAUCUUCCCCACCACGCGGCUGGGAGCAGAGAGCCAGUUCAGCGAUUUCCUCGACGGGCUGGGGCCGGGGCAGCUCGUGGGGCGGCAGACCCUGGCAACCCCCCCGAUGGGCGAUGUCCACGUCGGCAUGGCUGACCGCAACGGGCAGCUGGAGGUGGACGUGAUCCAGGCCAGGGGACUCAUCCCAAAGAUGGGCUCCAAGUGCAUCCCUGCCACCUAUGUGAAGGUUUACCUGCUGGAGAACGGCGUCUGCCUGGCCAAGAAGAAGACCAAGGUGGUGAAGAAAACCUGCGACCCCUCGUACCAGCAGCCCCUGCUCUUCGAGGAGAGUCCCCAGGGCAAAGUCCUGCAGGUGAUCGUCUGGGGCGAUUACGGGCGCAUGGACCACAAGUGCUUCAUGGGGAUGGCCCAGAUCAUCCUGGAGGAGCUGGAUCUCUCCAGCGCCGUCUCGGGCUGGUACAAACUCUUCCCAACCUCCUCCCUGGCCGACUCCAGCAUCGGACCCCUGACCCGCCGCCUCUCCCAGUCCUCCCUGGAGAGCUCCACCAGCCCCUCCUGCCCGUAGAGGCUGGGAUUGGGAAGGAGACAUCCAAGGAGACCUUGCAGAACUGGUCGUGGAGAGCUGUAAAUAUCCUUUUUUUUUUUUUCUUCUUCCUUUUUUUUUUUUAAUUUUCAAUCUCCUUCCCCCACAAAAAAAUCUGCCCUGGACGCCCUCCCUGGGAAGGGAGAGGGAGCGAGGACCGGGUGUGAGGCAGGGGGGAAGGAGAGGUGAAAAUUCCCUCCGAGGGCUGCGACUGCCAACGACCCCAGACUGUUCCCAGACCUCGUCCUGGAAGCUCCCAGCUCUCUCCCAACCCUGCUGGGAGCAGCCCAGUCUGGCUGAGGACGAGGUUCCUUUUUCCUGCCACUCCCUUUCCCUGCCUCCCAGGAAAAGGUGGCUUUCCGAGGGGAGAACCCCACCGAACUCAGAACAAAUCCAACUCAGCACUAUUUUUGUUUUCCAAGGAAUGUAGCAUCUUCUCUUAUGUAGCUUUGCCACGUGCUAACAACACACUCACUGCAAUAUCCAAGAGAACUCCGGAUGGACCGGGAACAUCUGCCAGUCUCAUCCCGUUUGGUCGCUUUCCCAGCACUUUUGGUGGCCAUUUCCCUGCCUUUUUUAUAUUUUUUUCCCCAAUUUUUUUUUGGUUUUUUGGGUUUUCCCGGGAGCAUGUAGCCUGUGACCAUUGCCAAAGCAAGAGGGGACAGGGAAAGGGGCGCCGGCCUCCCCUCGGUGUCCACCGGGCUCCUCCUCGUGUCUCGUCCGGCCAAAACCAGACCCAAAGGACAAACUCUGGGAAUGCCUGGUGGGAGGCGGGAGAAGGCGACCCAACGGAGCGGGAACACCGGGAUCCUGGCGGAUCAGCUGCCUCCCAGCCCCCUCCUUCCCAGCUGGAGGGCUGGGAUGCUCUCCUUGAGGUCUGGAAUGCUCUCCUUGGAGCUGGGAUGUCCUUCUUGAGGUCUGGAAUGCUCUCCUUGGAGCUGAGAUGUUCUCCUCGAGGUCCGGAAUGCUCUCCUUGGAGCUGAGAUGUUCUCCUCGAGGUCUGGAAUGCUCUCCUUGGAGCUGGGAUGUCCUCCUUGAGGUCUGGAAUGUUCUCCUUGGAGCUAAGAUGUCCUUCUUGAGGUCUGGAAUGCUCUCCUUGGAGCUGGAAUGCUCUCCUUGGAGCUGAGAUAUCCUCCUUGGA
This is a messenger RNA of Motacilla alba alba, 2802 nucleotides long. It is a transcript of the gene RIMS3, whose product is annotated as regulating synaptic membrane exocytosis 3. The record is from RefSeq and is a predicted model, not a curated record. Gene Ontology annotation, biological process: regulation of membrane potential; calcium ion-regulated exocytosis of neurotransmitter; regulation of synaptic plasticity. Gene Ontology annotation, cellular component: presynaptic membrane; cytoskeleton of presynaptic active zone. The transcript is spliced from 7 exons. Gene Ontology annotation, molecular function: small GTPase binding; transmembrane transporter binding. Lineage: Eukaryota; Metazoa; Chordata; Aves; Passeriformes; Motacillidae. Bases 708 to 1643 code for a protein of 311 amino acids.